AAUGGAUAGGGAAGGGAAUCUCUUCGAUGGCGGAAGCAAGGGGCGUAAUAAAAGUCCCUGAGCACCAACAAAAACCACCACCACCACCAACACUUUGUUUACCCUCUACCAAACCUUCAGACUUUUCUUCUUUUCUCUCUCGAUCAUUACAAUUCCUAAAAUUUCAUAUACCAAUUGAUCUAUCGAUCGAAAUUCUUCUAGAAAAUGCUAACAUGCAUUGCUCGUUCGAAGCAGCCUGACGAGGCUGAUGAAUCAGACCGUAGUAAUGGCGGCAGUACUCCUGCCAAUAAACAAGCCAUCAAAACGCUUACUUCCCAGAUCAAGGAUAUUGCGCUUAAAGCGUCUGGAUCAGCGUAUCGGAGUUGCAAUCCUUGUACAGGAACGGCGAUGAUGAUGACUCCGCAACAGCAGUUACAAAAGAGCAACGAUGUGCAAUCGGAUUUAUCGACGUCUGUGUCGGAGAGAUUCCGGUGGUCGUACCGGCGGAACGGGAGCAAAAAUUCGAGUUCCGGCAGGGUGUGGGGAAAGGAAUUGGAAGCGAGGUUGAAGGGGAUAUCCGUGGGGAGCGGUGGAGGAGGAGACGUAUCGGUUGGGACGUUGUCCGCUUCAGCCAGUGGCCGGAGACCCGACCCGAUUGUGUUGGAGGAGGAGAGUGAACCGAAAGAGUGGGUUGCCCAGGUGGAACCGGGCGUGCUCAUCACUUUUGUCUCCCUGCCACGUGGCGGUAACGAUCUUAAGCGAAUCCGGUUCAGCCGGGAGAUGUUUAAUAAAUGGCAAGCACAAAAAUGGUGGCAAGAAAAUUACGACAAAGUAAUGGAACUUUACAAUGUCCAAAGAUUAAACCGGCAAGCGUUUCCCCUUCCAACACCACCAAGAUCCGAAGACGAGAGUAGUAGUUUGAAAUUUGAAUGUAUCGGAGACGGAGACAGUCCGAUAACGCCACCUAUGAGCAGAGAGCGGCUACCUCGUACCUUAUACCGCCCGCCAACGGGAAUAAUGGCAUACUCAUCGUCCGAUUCACUUGACCACCAAAGCUUAACCAUGGUUAGGCCGUCAAACCGUGACUCGUCUGGUUUAACUGCUACUCCAAAAGUAUCGAGUAUUAGUGGGAGUGGGGUUAAAACAGAAACGACGUCAUCCAUGGAUGCAUCUAUAAGAAGCACCAGCUCAUCACGUGAGGCAGAUCGUUCGGGUGAGCUAUCCAUCAGUAAUGUCAGUGAUAUUGAAAACGAAUGGGUGGAACAAGACGAACCAGGAGUUUAUAUCACUAUUAAAGCUCUUCCAGGUGGCUUCAGGGAGCUCAGACGUGUCAGAUUCAGUCGAGAAAAAUUUGGGGAGGUGCAUGCGAGACUAUGGUGGGAGGAGAACAGAGCGAGGAUCCACAAACAAUACUUGUGAAGUUGUGAGAUUGAUCAACAAAAGUUGAUUUAUUUGGUUGAAAUUAAGCGAAGAGUAAAGAGUAUCCUUUUUUGACACACACAUAUUAUAUAUGUUAUAAUUGUAUGAUUAAGUCUAUGUAGAAUCCCCCUAUAUAUGUAUGUGUUUUGAUGCAUGGCGGAUAAUUAAUGAUCAUAUUAUGGAGAACAAAGAGAGAGAGAGAGACAGAGAAUGAUUAUUAAUGUUGUAUUGGAGUGGAAACUUGGAUGGUCUAUUCAAUAUUGUUGAAGAAUAAACCAAAAAGUAGAAGCCAAUUUCUGUG
Messenger RNA from Lactuca sativa (garden lettuce), 1699 nucleotides. Its product is annotated as protein Brevis radix-like 4. The record is from RefSeq and is a predicted model, not a curated record. Lineage: Eukaryota; Viridiplantae; Streptophyta; Magnoliopsida; Asterales; Asteraceae.